AAAGGGGCAAGGCCGUUACUCAAUUGCCAAACCAAUCACAAUCUUCAACAGCAGUCUGUGUGGGUGACAGUGAGAGUAUAAACACACCGGUGAGCAGAGGGAUAACAGACACAAGAGACCAGCAUCACCAUCAACUGACUCAAGAACAAACCCAGACCUGAAGAGCCAUGAAGACUCUGAGUCUCCUGAGUGUCUGCGCUCUGCUGUCUGUCUGCGCAUCUAUGGGAGUGUACACAGAGGCCGAUCCCGCAGAUGAACCUGCAGCCGAGGUGGUGCUUCCUCCAACCGGAGCUCCAGCUGAUUCUGACUCUUCCUCAGCAUCCUCAUCUGCCUCAGACUCCGACUCCGCUUCCUCUGAGUCCGACUCCACAUCUGACUCCGCAUCCGACUCUGCAUCUGACUCCGCGUCUGAUUCCGCAUCAGAUUCUGCCUCAGAUUCUUCAUCUUCCUCAUCUGAAUCAAACUCUGUCAGUGCUGAAGGAACUCCUGCCCCUCACGUACUGCUGAAGAGAGACGUGGCUGCUUCACUGCUGCGCCACCGGAGAGCCGGAGCUCCUGCAGCCAAACUGAGUCUUCAGCAGCUGGAGAGUUUGCGAGAGGUCUGUGAAGUGAAUCUGGCCUGUGAACACAUGGCUGAAACCGCUGGGAUCAUAGCGGCUUAUACUGCAUAUUAUGGACCAAUCCCUUACUAACACACACACACACACACACACACACACACACACACACACACACACACACACACACACACACACACACACACACACACACACACACACACACACUUUUACUUAGCUAUCUAAAUGGGGACAUUAGAUAGACUUCUACAGUUUUUAUAUACAGACAGUUAUAGAUUUUAUAACCCAAACCCAACCCUAACUUUCUGUUUUAAAAAAACAACAAAAAAAACCUUUGUUUACUUUAAUUUUAUACAAGUUUGAGGACAUCCCCAAAGGUGAUUUUGCCUGCUUUUGGGUACAAAAGUGUCCCCAAAAUAUGAUUAAGGAGGCACAUAAACACUCUGAAACACACAC
Carassius carassius (crucian carp) is the source of this 1034-nucleotide messenger RNA. RefSeq names its product osteocalcin 2b-like. The record is from RefSeq and is a predicted model, not a curated record. NCBI's taxonomy places the organism in Eukaryota, Metazoa, Chordata, Actinopteri, Cypriniformes, Cyprinidae. Gene Ontology annotation, biological process: osteoblast differentiation; regulation of cellular response to insulin stimulus; bone development. The coding region runs from base 168 to 692 and encodes 174 amino acids. The transcript is spliced from 4 exons. Gene Ontology annotation, molecular function: hydroxyapatite binding; calcium ion binding; structural constituent of bone. Gene Ontology annotation, cellular component: extracellular region.